This is a messenger RNA of Cornus florida, 612 nucleotides long. RefSeq lists its product as uncharacterized. NCBI's taxonomy places the organism in Eukaryota, Viridiplantae, Streptophyta, Magnoliopsida, Cornales, Cornaceae. The coding region runs from base 1 to 612 and encodes 203 amino acids. The record is from RefSeq and is a predicted model, not a curated record. The transcript has a single exon.
AUGCAGAGGACUGAGGAGAGGUUAACACCCCUACGUACCAUAUUGGCCCGACUAUUACAAGAGAACAAAUUUAGAUUCAUUGCUCCUCAACCAAUGCGACAACCCCUAGAACAGAGGGACAAGAAUAAAUAUUACGCCUACUAUAUAGAUUAUGGGCAUAUAACCAAUGAUUGCAGGUCCCUCAGGCGACAGGUGAAAAAUAUGAUAGCCAGAGGAGACUUAGCAGAUUAUAUCGCACUAAAGGAGCAGCCAAGGCUGAGAGAAGUUAAUCCUCGGACAGUAGAGGGAAAUCAAGUAAAGGUCAUUCAUGUAAUACAUGGAAAGUCAGAGGAAGACCAAGAAUCAAAGAAGGUGUACCACUCCAGAUUGAGGGCAAUCCAUAAGCUAAAGAAGUUAUCCGCAGUCAACACUAUCGCUUCUGGCAAUAUUAGUAUCGGGUUCAGAGAUGGAGAUUUAUCAAGAGUGCAGCUUCCCCAUGAUGAUCCACUUGGCAUCAGUCUUUUGGUAGCAAAUUGUAUGGUUAAAAGAGUCUUGGUAGACCCGAGCAGCAGCGCCAAUAUUAUAACAAAGGCAGUCUUUGAGCAGUUGGAAAUCCCAUCAUCAUCAAUUUGA